Molecule: messenger RNA, 1622 nt
Organism: Nerophis lumbriciformis (worm pipefish)
Lineage: Eukaryota; Metazoa; Chordata; Actinopteri; Syngnathiformes; Syngnathidae
Source: RefSeq, a predicted model, not a curated record
GUUAGUGUGCACGUCAUCAACUGUCACCUAGUUAGUCAUUGUUUACGUGGCAGUUCCAUCAGGCGGAUGUGAUGCACGCCAGGCCGCCAGGGGGCGCAUGACAGUUACACCAGGUUGCGUGUCAAAAUGUCGACCAGUCACACAAAUACUACUGAGGCCAUGGCUUUAGUUCUUAGCUGUCCUAUCUGCCUGCAGCUGUAUUCUGAGCCGGCCUCUCUGCCCUGCGGUCACAUCUACUGCCGUGCCUGCAUCGUAGCGCUGGGAGAGGGUCUGGACCAUCACAGCUGCCCAGAGUGCCGGGUGGACUACCAGGGGAACCAGGCGCUUGUGACCAGCUUUAAAAUGUGCAGCGUUGUCCAGUCCUACAAGGCCUUUGCAGCCAAAGGUGCGGCUGACUCCGGUCCAAUUUGUACGGACAGCAACGUGGAGACAAGUGAAUCAAAACCUCAGACUAGACUGACCAAGUUGAAACUGGCGUCUCACGUCACGGAGUUAGCCGCCCAGUUAGAGAUAGCGGAGGAUGCGCUGAAGGAAGAGGAGGCUGAGUUGAUGGCUGCUAACGAGCAGCAGAGAGAGCAAGCAUCCAAACAUCUGCAGCAGGUGAGUGAAGUCCUGCACCAGUACCAAGUGCAGGUGUGGCAGGUGAUCGAAGACGAGCUCUCCCCGGGCGAGGCCAGCGUGAAGCAGAGAGUCCACCAGGCUGGUCAGCUGACCCAGCAGCUGAGACACGUCCUGCUCAGAGCCGAGUCUCUAAGCGAGGAAGACCAGGCGGAGUUCCCAGAAGACCUUCAACCGCAAUUCCAGGAUCUGAUCGAAAGACUCACCGGAGACCAUCAGGACCGCGUGGAGUCCAAACUCAGCCCGGCUCGAGUCAUUCCCAAGUUGGAGCAAUUGAAGGCGGAGCUCAAGGAAAGACUGGGCGUGAUUCAUCACUCUCUUCGCAACACCUUCAACCCGUCCGAGGUGACCUUCGACCUGGGGACAGCUCACCCAAACCUUGUCCUCUCAGAGGACUUGAAGACGGUGACGUUCAGCGCUACCAAGCUGCCCUACCCGCCAUCUCCUCAAAGAUUCACAAGCUUCCUCCAGGUGCUCAGCUCGCAGAGCUUUUACCAAGGCGACCACUGCUGGGAGGUGGAGCUCGACGGCGCCCCCUGGAUCGUUGGUGUGUGCGACGGCAGGACGCUGGAGCGAAGCGGCCUGGCCUCAGCCCUGGAAAGCAGCCGAGGCUCCUGGUGCCUAAUGUGGUUCGAGAACUUGCUGACAGCCUUCCAGCGGGGCCGGGAUGUGCCGCUGAUGAGGACCACGGUCUCCUGCAGACUGGAGAUCAGGCUGAACUGCAGCAGCCGCACGCUGAGCUUCUACAACAUCGGCUCCGGUGCUGGGAAGACGCUGGUGCACACUUGUGAGGUGAACCUGACUGAACCUGCACACCUGGCCUACAGGAUGAUGUCAGGGCACUCCAAAGCACGUAUCACCAUCAUCUCAUAAGCUUAGCUUGGGAGUCCAAAGGCUGGCUUUUGUGACACACUUCCUGUUUCAACACUAAUCACACACAGUUCCGGGAUGCAGUUGUGAAUGAUUUCAUAUAUAUGCUGUAUAUACAAAAUUUUACUGUAAAA